GUUCUCCUGUUGACUUUGUGAGGUGAGCUGGAACCAGAAAGACAAGGAGGAAGAACGUCUGAUUUAAUAGCCGCUGUCGUCGUGCCUGUGGUUGUUGUUGGUUGUGUUGCUGGUGUCCUUCUUGGAUUUUUUCUUUGGAGACGCCGCAAACAGCGACAGAAUCGUGCUGAUAACCAUCAAGCUGCGAAAGUCAACCAGAAACAACAGAGUGCAGAGAUAAGGAGUGUGACACCGGCUGGAACAUUUGUUGCAUCACAAGACAAACCGCCGAUAGACUAUGGCAAGACUAUCCACGUUAUCUCCGGCACCAACGGCAUCCAGUUGGACAUUCCUAGGACUGGACUACCUGUAAACCACCGCCUACACAAUAGUGACAGGCGUUAUCUACCCAAGCUUACCUCACCCUCUAUCAGUGAUAACAAACACGAAAAAUACAACACCCUAGGGAAGGACCUUGCUAUGGGAACGAGAGUUGUCUACAAUAACCCUAAGAAUAACGGAGUUAACUCUGUAAAUUCUAACAAUACUGGGAAGACUUACAGGAGGGUUAACACACCCGGAGGUAAGCCGAGCUGGCCAGGGGAAAGCAACUCUGUUGUGGACAAUGACUACAAGUACAAGUACAACCACAUCAUCCCCGGAGCCAGGGAGGGUGCUGUGAGAUUCAGAAGCGGGGAGCUGAGUGAAGGCUCGUCUAUUGGAGACAGAUUUGACGACUGUGAUGUGUCAAGAGACGAUGAAAACAGUUACAGACGAUUGAUACGUGCCGCCAGUAGAAAGCUCCGCGGUUUUACUGAUCAAAGGGAGAGAACCGCCGAACCGUACAAUCACGUGACAGGUGACGUUCACCGUGAUUAUGACAGAGUCCGUCAGGGAGAUAGCAACAUGGUGAUCGGCUAUGACUAUCACCACUUUGUGUAGCUUGGAUAUACUACCGCCUGUAGCAGUAGAUGUGCUGUACCUGUGACACAUAUUCAUGUCUAGUAAACAAAUGAUUGUUUACUUUUGCUGGCUUUAACUCUGGUGUUCACUCACUGAGGCAUGAGCUUCUGAAUGUGUGUUUACUUUUUUCUUGUUUAUUUUUGGUGAAUCUAGAACUGUUACUAAUGACUAUAUUUCCAUGAUUAUUCUAAGGCACUGUUGCUCAGUAACGUGAAAUUGAAAUAAAUUACAGAUAAAUAGGAAAACAUCCACGCUUAACGACAUAGAGACACUUUUAACGAUGAUUAUGUGUUUAUAGAAGUACAUUUUAAUUACUUAAUUUGUUAUUUUAUUUACGUUGGAUGUUUCCAUUAAAUAUACAUAAUAACAUUUUCAUGCACAGUUCGCCUUAAAUUAUUGAUAAUAUUGUAUUUUACACAUGCAAUAACUCCUGAAAUGUUUACUGCCGUUCUUUCUUCUUUCUUUGAAAUCUUUUUGGCAGAAACUGUAGAUAGAAAAACAAAGGGAACCAGACAGAAGUGUUUUCGAAAUCAUCAGAUGACUUUUUGUUAUGUGCUUCAUUUAUCUACAGUAAAGUUUUCCAAGACAAACACUGUAAUUUAUGUGUGCUACCCCAGAAAGCAACAUACAUUUAAAAAAACAUGAGAAAAAAUUGCUGUGCUAAGCUGGUAACAGUUCUUGUAACCUUCCGUCGACUUGAGUUCGAAACUUGUUUGUCCAGCUGCCUGUACACCGUGCUGUCACUCUGUGUGUGUGUGUUGUAUAGAGUGAAAUACAGCUUGUUAUUCAGCCUCAGCCACGUGACCUCAAGUAGGACUAGGUUCCCACACAAUCACAAGACGAGGGAGUGGGGUGAAAGGGUGAAAGGGGGACACAUGGGGGAUAGCCGUUUAUUUUACCCCAUCCGGGUACCCGGAUAUCGUAGCUGUGGCUGUAAGCAGAUAACGUCCACGACACCCGACUUGCGAAGACUGCGUGACCCAGCGUAGAGUUCAGUCGGCAACUUACUCGGGGCGAUGAUCGAUGACAGAGAAGGAUGUUACCUGAGUUGCGAAACACGGUAGUCACCUGGUGGUGUAUCAUAAAAUAAAUAGGAGCGGAUAUAAAUCACAGUGCCCCAGUUGUGGGAAUAUAGAGAAGCGAGUGUUUACCUUCACCGUCACGCCCUCUAGGACACACUCAACUGGCAACAACAAGGGAAGACUGUGUGUCAUACAAACACCAUGUACCUGGAACACACACCCCUCUCCUCCUCCACUCAGAAGGCGAAGUAGUACAGUAUAGUAUGGCACAAUGACAGCAAACAGUAAAUCAAAGACCAGUCUAGAUAUAAUAAGCAUGUGAGACCGCAGCUAUAGGUCACGAUUUGUAUCGUCGUUCCCAUCCCCAUCCUAACCCCACACCGUGAGUCGAAUAGCACCCGUUUGCUGGUAUGGUGCUUGUAAAAUUAUCUUUUGUUGGUUGGUGGUAAAAUUUCGCUUUCCUGUGAUCUACACAUAUAACUUCGUCAAACUUGCUCAAACAUUCGACUACGGUUAGGAAGCACGCUGGCACUGUGUUGAUGUCCAGACUGUCGUGAGCUGUUUGUUUGCUCGACCCGGUGACAGGAAGAUCUCUUCAUUUUUGAAGAUGCAGAGGUCUUAUCUCUUGGCUGUUUUUAUACAGAUGCUGUUGGAAGGACUCCCGUGUAGCGCCGACAGGGCCUGUGAGUUCAAUGACAGCAAGUUUUUCAUUGGAGAUGACGAUAAAGCUGAGGACGUUUCUGCCGGAGAAUGCUCGUUUGGAGAAAACUUUUGCGGCUAUUCGGUGACAUGUACAGACAAAGAUGCGACAAGCUGGUCCUCAGUAAAAGGCCAGGCUGUGUCCCAAGGGAAAAAUGGAAAGUAUGAAGCCUUCUCAGUCUUGCUUUCACCUUUAUUGAAUAUCGAAGAGGAAAUGUGUCUGGAGUUUAACUACUCCCAGUCCUCACCUGGCAGACUGAGCGUCUUUCUCGCAACAUCCGAGGAAUUAGUUUAUAUCAAGCCAGAAGAAUUAGGAGAAGGGAAUUUCUCUCGUCUGACAAACAUCAAACCAAGCGUCGGGAAGAUAGGUUUUAGGGCCCGGAGCCCUAAUGAAAAGCAGAAUGUUUCACUUUGGGAUGUCAGUCUGGUAAAGGGACCCUGUAGGUCUGUGCCAGCUUGUUCUUCAGGAAGUGAUGAUAUCCUUCUGAUCUGUGCCUGGAAUGUUGAACAAGAUGGUACCUCUACAGCAGGCAGUGGGAGUAGAGUUGGAGACAGAUACUCUGGUAUCAUCGCUGGAACACUACUCUUCCUUGUUGUCGUUAUUGUCAUCUUCCUUGUCGGCUUCUUCCAUUGGCGGAAAUACGUUAAGCAGGAAAGUCGAAAUAAGAACGAUGACAAUAAAGCCCGGGUGGUAAAUGACUCCCGAAAUCCAGUGACACCGGCACAAAGGAAUCCAGCUGGAGGUCACAGGUCAUACGAAACGAUGCAUCGAAGUGAAGGAGAGGACAACCACGCUUAUGAGGUAGUCGAUGUCGCUGAUGUCAGGUCCCUCAGUUACCUGCAGAACGUCGUCAGGAAGGAACGUGAGCACAACAACAGUAACACCGCAAUAUACGAGGACAGCCUGCCUCAUAAAGACAGACACAAAGUUUCAGUGAUGUUAACGACGGCUACAACUACGCUACCCCCACCGGUGGCUCUGUCUCUGACCACCGAAAGAAGCAUCUUCAGGUGUGCCAAGGGAAGCCAAUGCUUAUUCAUUUGCUCAGAGCUGGGAACCUGGGGAAAAGGGAGAUAGCCGCACUCCACCUGUGCCCAAGUCUGGAGGAGAAGAGUACAACACCUUGAAGUUCGAUGGCCCUCACCCAGGUGCAAACCUAGCGACGAAGGGCGAUGCAUAUUCGGCGUACAGUCAUAUUACACCUGGUGAUGCCAGUUCGUACGACCGAGUGCAACAGACCAACAGCAGCAAAAACAAAGUGCUUGACUCUCAUUAUAGUCAUGUGGUUUGAUAUUUUGCUGAUAUCAUGAAGUACACGAUCUCAGGCAUAAGCCAUGUUAUAUCCAGUUCUCACUGCUCUCCUGGUCUCUCGCUCUGUCUCGUGAGGGGGAUAACCCGUGUAAUCAUCAUCAUCAUCAUCAUCAGCAUCAGCAUCAACAUCAUCGUUCCAUCUAAAAUUUAUAUUCAGUAUUAAGUUUUUCUUUUAGUCAUGAAGGACUUGUCAUUCUUCCAUUUGUAGAUUCCUAUGUUUUUCACACAUUAACAUUUUCCAAGAAUAUUUAAAGUGAUUCAAGAUGAAUAAUAAUAAAAAAUUUUAAGACA
This is a messenger RNA of Pomacea canaliculata, 4266 nucleotides long. RefSeq lists its product as uncharacterized. The transcript has 13 exons. The record is from RefSeq and is a predicted model, not a curated record. Bases 2572 to 3741 code for a protein of 389 amino acids. Lineage: Eukaryota; Metazoa; Mollusca; Gastropoda; Architaenioglossa; Ampullariidae.